GAAAAGUAAGGUUAAGUUAAAUGCAUUUUUAAAUGUUAAUCAACAAGUUUGUUCUAAAAAGCUCGUUUAAACUUUAAACAUUAUAUAAAUAAUUUAAUAAACAAUGUCUGACGGUUAUAAAACUCUUCAUCCUGUUAAAUACUACCGAGAAUUCCUAUCACAAGGAAUCAGGCCCGACGGCAGGGAAUUCAACACGUUCAGACCAAUUCUUCUGAACGUCGGUUCUAUAAACACAGCAGACGGAUCUGCCAUAGCUAAAGUAGGAAACACCACGGUAGUUUGCGGAAUCAAAGCCGAACUGUGCAAACCCAAACCGGACGCUCCCGAUUGCGGAUUCGUCGUUCCAAAUUUAGAGCUCCCACCGCUUUGCUCUGCAAAGUUCCGGCCGGGCCCUCCGAGCGAUCAAGCCCAAGUUCUGACCCAACUCAUAGCCGAGAUUAUAACGAAUUCCAAUUGCAUAGACUUGAGAGACCUGUGCAUUGUUCGAGAUAAGUUGGCUUGGUGUCUUUUCGUGGAUUUCGUUUGUCUGGAUUUCGAUGGGGCCGUUGUAGAUGCUGCUGUUGUUAGUUUAUUAGGGGCGUUGAAAACUGUUAAAUUACCAUUAGUUGAGUACGAUCCAGCUUUAGAAAGCACGCAGGUGUUUUUGGAAGAAAAGAAACCUAUUAAACUUCACAGUAUGCCAGUUUCUACAACAUUCGCUGUAUUUGAAGAUAAAAUUAUAUUGAAAGAUCCGACGUUGGAAGAGGAAACGCUGUGCAGUGGAGUUUUUACUAUAGUUCUUAAAGACGAUGAAUUGUGUUGUGUGCACAAACCGGGCGGGAGCCCCUUGGCCCCCGAAGAACUCGUCAAAUGCAUCGAUGAAUCCAAACUGAGGACGCCUCUGAUUAGCAGUUUAAUAGCUACUACAUUAAAAUCGUAGAUAGUGUAUAUUUUUAUAAAUAAAAGAUAUAUUUUCA
Molecule: messenger RNA, 956 nt
Organism: Phyllotreta striolata
Lineage: Eukaryota; Metazoa; Arthropoda; Insecta; Coleoptera; Chrysomelidae
Source: the annotation of a GenBank genome assembly